CCUGUCCAGCCAUGGAUGACAUUUAUAAGGCAGCGGUUGAGCAGCUGACAGAAGAGCAAAAAAAUGAGUUCAAGGCUGCCUUUGACAUCUUCGUGCUGGGUGCAGAGGAUGGUUGCAUCAGCACCAAGGAACUGGGGAAGGUGAUGCGGAUGCUGGGGCAGAACCCGACCCCUGAGGAGCUGCAGGAGAUGAUAGACGAGGUGGAUGAGGAUGGCAGCGGCACUGUAGACUUUGAUGAGUUCCUUGUUAUGAUGGUCCGGUGUAUGAAAGAUGACAGCAAAGGAAAAACUGAAGAGGAACUUUCAGACCUCUUCAGAAUGUUUGAUAAAAACGCCGAUGGCUACAUUGAUCUCGAGGAGCUGAAGAUCAUGCUGCAGGCAACGGGAGAGACCAUCACUGAAGAUGACAUAGAAGAACUAAUGAAAGAUGGGGAUAAAAACAAUGACGGCAGGAUUGACUACGAUGAGUUCCUGGAGUUUAUGAAGGGAGUUGAAUAAAUCUGAGGCCAGAUGGACAGCCCAAAUCUCCUAAACCCCGCAAGCUCUGCACCUCAUCUCCUUGGCUAAGUCCCCUGGCUACCAGCAUGAAGACUGAGUGCUGAGAAGGGUGGCCGCUGGGAAAAUAAACCGCGUU
Nestor notabilis (Kea) is the source of this 633-nucleotide messenger RNA. RefSeq names its product troponin C type 1 (slow) (gene TNNC1). Lineage: Eukaryota; Metazoa; Chordata; Aves; Psittaciformes; Psittacidae. The transcript is spliced from 6 exons. Bases 12 to 497 code for a protein of 161 amino acids. The record is from RefSeq and is a predicted model, not a curated record. Gene Ontology annotation, molecular function: calcium ion binding. Gene Ontology annotation, cellular component: myosin II complex.